AUGGCGGGCCGGAUCCACCGCGUCACCAUGUUCAAGAUUGCCGACGAGGGGCAGAAGCAGCAGCUGAUUGAGCAGUACAAGGUCCUCGGAAGCUCGCAGAAGAAGGUACGUCCCCGUGGCGACCGUUCCCUUUAUACAUUGGCACUUGCCUGGGCGGGUGGAGGAGUUAGGCCCGAGGGAUUCGACGCCCGGCCCAGAGCGUCCGUCUCUCGGGUUCCCGAGUCCCCGGGUCCGGCCCCACCGUCGCCAUCAACCACCCCCCGCUGGAUCGCUGAUGCAAAACACAUUGCAAUUGACAACCCCCAAAACACGACGAAAGCUGACCACCGCGCCCCGCAGGACGGAAAGCCCUACAUCCUCUCCAUGGUCGUCGGCCCCGCCGCCGACGACCCGCGCACCCAGGGCUUCACCGUCGUCGCAAAGACCGAGUUCGCCUCGCUCGAUGACAUGAAGUACUACGACGACGAGUGCGCCGCCCACGGCGCCCUCAAGGCCUUUGUCAAGGAGAAGCUCACCGUGGGCGGCGUCAUGUCCGUCUACUUUGAGCCCCAGAUCGUCAACCAGCUAUGA
Messenger RNA from Colletotrichum spaethianum, 570 nucleotides. RefSeq lists its product as uncharacterized. The coding region runs from base 1 to 570 and encodes 189 amino acids. The transcript has a single exon. NCBI's taxonomy places the organism in Eukaryota, Fungi, Ascomycota, Sordariomycetes, Glomerellales, Glomerellaceae. The record is from RefSeq and is a predicted model, not a curated record.